AUGCAGAACAUCAGCGUGGUGACCAGUGUCGUCAUUCUGUCCACGUCAUCCAAACCCUCCCCAUUCGUCCCGCCCGACCGCAUCGUGACCGGCGCCAUGCGCGUCCUCAUCGAGAUCGUCUUCGACCUCUGCAUCUGCUCCGCCCUCUGCUUCGUGGGCAUCAUCACCAACAUCCUUGACCUCGCCGUCUUCUACCGCCAAGGUUACAAAACCACGGUCAACAUCUCCAUGUCCUUCAUGGCGUUCUUCGACCUCGUCAAAUCCUCCUCCGGGUUAUUACACCGUCUCUACGGUCCUAUCCUACUCCACAACCUCGUUCUGGCUAAAACGUGGGAAAACUUCACGCGCGCCAGCCUCGCUUUCGUUCAAACGUUUGCCGUGUACACGUCCAGUGUGCUGGCGGGGUACGUGGCUGUAGAACGGUGCCUGUGUGUGCUGAUUCCGUUCACCGUGAAGUCAAUCCUCACCCCCCGGUUCACCUGGGUCACCAUGAGCAUCCUAUCCCUCGUCACCUACGGCUCUUUCGGCGUCGUGUUCGCCUUCUACGACUACAUAUGGGAGAUAAGCGCCGUCUACAACCAGACCGUGGGCACCUACACCUUCAGCCAGUUCUACUGGCGAAACGUGGACGUCGUGGUGCCCUACUACAACACCCUCGGCAUCCUCUGGCCUUUCACAAGUCUCGUCGUCAUCUCCAUCAGCACCUUCAUCAUCUCCUACCAGCUACAGAAAUCGUCGAAAUUCCGAAACUCCAACAAAAAAUUAGUCGCGGACGUCAAAAAUCCUCAUAUUGCCAAACCCAACGCCGAAAACACACAAGGUCUAGGAUCGCGAGACAAGCAAGUGGUGAAAAUGCUUCUGGCUAUCAUCAUUGUCUACAUCUUCGCUUUGACGCCUCGCAUUGCGCUAUUUAUAGCCAAGUUCUUCGAGCCGGAACUGUACCUGCUGAAGACCUACCACAACCUUUUCUUCGUGCUGGCCUACUCCUGCUUCAUCCUUGACUUCAUCAACUCCACCGCUAACUUCUUCAUCUUUUUCGCCAUGAGCUCUCAGUUUCGCAUCACCUUGCAGCAGAUAUUCAACAUUCGUCCUGCAGGAAAUUGAAA
Physella acuta is the source of this 1106-nucleotide messenger RNA. RefSeq lists its product as uncharacterized. Gene Ontology annotation, molecular function: G protein-coupled peptide receptor activity. Gene Ontology annotation, biological process: G protein-coupled receptor signaling pathway. The record is from RefSeq and is a predicted model, not a curated record. Lineage: Eukaryota; Metazoa; Mollusca; Gastropoda; Physidae. Gene Ontology annotation, cellular component: membrane.